Rattus norvegicus (Norway rat) is the source of this 1369-nucleotide messenger RNA. It is a transcript of the gene Snx20, whose product is annotated as sorting nexin 20. The record is from RefSeq and is marked provisional. Gene Ontology annotation, biological process: protein transport. Gene Ontology annotation, molecular function: phosphatidylinositol binding; phosphatidylinositol-3-phosphate binding; phosphatidylinositol-4,5-bisphosphate binding. The transcript has 4 exons. NCBI's taxonomy places the organism in Eukaryota, Metazoa, Chordata, Mammalia, Rodentia, Muridae. Gene Ontology annotation, cellular component: plasma membrane; early endosome membrane; nucleus. The coding region runs from base 110 to 1051 and encodes 313 amino acids.
GACGUUCGACCGUCCAGUUGGACCUUGCAAAAAGAGAUCGAAAUGGAGCAUGUGACCCUCCUGGACCUCUGAACCCACAAAGCCUGAAGAUUCCAGGCACCCUUGGAGCAUGGCAAGUCCACAGCAUCCUGGGGGCCCUGGCUGGACAGGACCCAGAAACCAAUGCAUAACAAGGACCAGACAGGAAGUCCUGCCCCCAGGUCCAGACCUCCCAUGUCCAGGCCCAGAAGAAGCCCAAGAUGGUCCCACCUCCAACUCCAACAUGACCACAAGGGAGCUACAGGAACACUGGCAGAAGGAAAAGAGCCGCUGGAAACACGUCAGGCUCCUCUUUGAGAUCGCCUCAGCCAGAAUCGAGGAGAGGAAAGUCUCCAAGUUUGUGAUGUACCAGGUCGUGGUCAUCCAGACUGGGAGCUUCGACAGCGACAAGGCUGUGGUGGAGCGGCGCUACUCGGACUUCGAGAGGCUGCAGAGGGCCCUCCUGAAGCGCUUCGGGCCGGAGCUGGAGGACGUGACGUUCCCGCGGAAGCGCCUGACCGGGAACCUGUCGGCCGAGACCAUCUGCGAACGGCGCCUGGAGCUGCGCGAGUACCUGCGGCUGCUGUACGCCGUGCGCGCCGUGCGCCGCUCGCGCGAGUUCGCCGACUUCCUUACGCGGCCCGAGCUGUGCGAGGCCUUCGGCUGCCUGCGCGCCGGCCAGUACGCGCGCGCGCUCGACCUGCUGGGCCGCGUGGUGCCGCUGCAGGAGAAGCUCACGGCGCACUGCCCGAGCGCUCCCGUGCCUGCUCUCUGCGCCAUGCUCGUGUGCCUGCGCGACCUGGAGCGGCCGGCCGAGGCCUUCGCGGUCGGCGAGCGCGCGCUGCGACGCCUGGGGGCGCGCGAGAGCCACCGCUACUACGCGCCGCUGCUGGACGCCAUGGUGCGCCUGGCCUACGCGCUGGGCAAGGACUUGGCGUCGCUGCAGGGCCGGCUGGAUGAGAGCCAGCUCCGGAGGCCCACACACAGGGGCGCCACCCUGAAGGAGCUCACCGUGCGGGAGUAUCUGUCCUGAGGCGGCCCGACAGGUGCCCUGGCAUCCAUGCUACGUGGACAGAGACAUGGGUCGCCAUUGCUAGUGGGCUUUACUGGGCAGCUUUGUACAAGCCCGUGUCUGCUGAGCAGAGGGUUUCCUGCGACCCCUGGAAGAGCCAUCUUGUGCCUCUUGAGUGCCGGGUUCUCCAAAUCCUAAGCCCACAAGGUUAGCUGUCAGAACUUUUCAAUUACUAUGGACUUGCAUGGGAAGGACUUGCCUACCGCACAGAAUCAGUUCAAGGCCAGCCUAGGCAGUUUGCUGAGAAUGGCUCCAAAAUAAAGAGGUCUGAGGAUGUGA